CCGGUUCCGGCGGCGGCGGCGGCGCGGGGGAGGCACCGGGAGGAGGAGAAGGAGCGGAAGGAGGAGAACGAACAACAACAAGGGAAAGGAGGGCACGGACGAGAGGCGGCGGCGCCACCGACCGCGGCCGCAGCGGGACCGAGCGGCCGGAGCCUGAGCCGCCUCCGCUCCCCCGCCCCGCACUACCGGGAACGAUCCGCCCCCCCCCCCGCCCCGGUCCCCGCCCGCCUCCUGCCCCGUUUCCCCCCUCCCUUCCCGUCCUCCUCCUCCUCCUCCUCCUUGUGCCGGAACCCGCCUCGCUCCUCCCGGCCCGCGCCGCCCCCGCAGGAGGAAGAGGAUGAAGGCCGGCUGCAGCAUCGUGGACAAGCCCGAGGGAGGAGGGGGCUACCACUUCCCCGAGUGGGCGUACAAGACGGAGUCGAGCCCGGGCUCGCGGCAGAUCCAGCUGUGGCACUUCAUCCUGGAGCUGCUGCAGAAGGAGGAGUUCCGGCACGUCAUCGCCUGGCAGCAGGGCGAGUACGGCGAGUUCGUCAUCAAGGACCCCGACGAGGUGGCGCGGCUCUGGGGGCGCCGCAAGUGCAAGCCCCAGAUGAACUACGACAAGCUCAGCCGCGCACUCAGAUAUUACUACAACAAGAGGAUCCUGCACAAGACCAAGGGCAAAAGAUUCACCUACAAAUUCAACUUCAACAAGCUGGUGAUGCCCAAUUAUCCCUUCAUCAACAUCCGGCCCAACGGCGUGGUUCCGCAGAGCGCCCCGCCCGUGCCCACGGCCUCCUCCCGCUUCCAUUUCCCCCCUCUGGAGCCGCACUCUCCCACCGAGGAGGGCCCGGGCCGCUUCGCCGCGGCCUCGCUGCUGCCGCCUCACGCCGAGGCGGCGCUGCCGGACGCCGAGCGCAAGGCGGAGCCCGCCGAGCUGGAGGAGAGCGCCCCCGAGUGGCGGCGGGACCUGCUGGCGCCGCCGCACGCCGCGGCCGCGGCCGGGCCCAAGCGCAAGCCCGAGGUGGUGCUGCCGCUGUUCUCGCGGCCCGGCAUGUUCCCCGAGCACCCGCACAGCCCCUUCGCCGUGUCGCCGCUGCCGGGCCGCCCCGGCGUGCUCAACGUGCCCAUCUCGCCGGCGCUGUCGCUGACGCCCACGCUCUUCUCGUACAGCCCUUCGCCGGGGCUCAGCCCGUUCGCCGCCGCCGGCAGCAGCUGCUUCUCCUUCAACCCCGAGGAGAUGAAGCACUACCUGCACUCGCAGGCCUGCUCCGUGUUCAACUACCACCUGAGCCCGCGGACUUUCCCCCGCUACCCGCUGGUGGUGCCGCCGCUGCAGUGCCCGGUGCCGCUGGAGGAGCAGCCGCAGUUCCCCAUCAAGCUGCAGCCGCCGCCCGCCGGCCGCAAGAACCGCGAGCGCCUGGAGAGCCCUGAGGGCGCCGCCACCAACAGCGGCAACAACAGCAAUGCCGAGCCGCCCCGCGUCAAGGUGGAGCCCGACAGGGAGGAGGAGCGGGACGAGGAGAAGCCGGAGAAGCGGGAGGAAGAGCAGGAGGAGGAGGAAGACGAGGAGAAGGCCGCGGAGGAGAAGGCCGCGGUGUUUGCCCGCCCGGCCGCUCCGGCCUGGGUGCCCGUCCCGCCUCAGCCCGGCUCGUCCGGAGAGGAGAACGUGGAGAAACAGCCCCGGGAUUGCCCCGGGGACGCCGCGGCCGGGCAGGAGAGGAGGGAGGACGCCCUGAUGCCCCCCAAGCUGCGGCUGAAGCGGCGCUGGAACGGAGAUUCCCGGCAGGAAAUGCCCGAGGAGCCGCGGCCCAACGGGGUCUGGCACCUGCCCAAAGCCGUGGCCGCCGCCUCCGACACCUAAUCCCGGCUGGAACGACAAAACAACACCACAAAACAACAACAAAACCUUGGCAAACAAACACCCGGAGGAGAAAUCCGUGUAUUUAUGUAGCAAGGUUGCAGAGCAGUUCGGGAUAAGGGCGGGGAGGGGGGCGCGGGGCAGGGCCGGGUUUUGGGGGCAUUUUCGGGGUGGGAGAAGGGAGGGGGCGGGCAGCUUCGGCCUUUGUGUUGUUUCUGUUGUUGACUUGCAGGUGAAGACGCAGCAGCCGGAAUUGCCGCAAUUCCCGCUGGCUUUUCCCGGGAAAAGCCGGCUGGAGCUCCAGGACUGGCACGGAAGGGAUUCCAGGCUCGGGGGGCUUUUUGGGACACCGGCAAUCUCCACAUCCAGGGGCUGUUGGCUUUUGAUUUUUUUCGGGGGAAUUUUUAUUUUUUACGGAUGCGAAGUUUCCCCGGCCAUCCAGGAGCUGGUUUGGUUCAUUUUUUUGUUGGGUUUUAUUUUUUGUUUGGUUUUUUUGGGAAAAGGAGGAGCUUGGGAAUUUUGCAUCGGGAAUUUUGCACUGUCCACGGAGCGGGGUUUGGGGCGGGGGGAAGAGGAUUCAGGAAAACUCGGAAAAUCGGGAUGGAGGCCGCGUCGUUCCCGGCGGAUUUCCGGGGAAAAUUCCCCUUUUCCCGCCUUUUUUUCUCUCUCUCUCUCACAGAAGCCAUGAGCAAAACUCUCCAAACUUUUUCAGGGAACGGGAACGGGAAUAACACAAAAUUAACCGGAUGCCUUUAAUCCUAACGCAUUAAAAAUGUUGGGGUUUGGUUUUUUUUUUUUUUUUCCCCUCCCUUUGGUUUCCGUGUGCCCGGAGCGGGAGGUUUUUUGUGUUUUCCCCGCUGUGGGAUCCGUGUGGGUGGAAUUUUUUGGGAAUGCUUGGAAGGAGCGCUGGAAUGAUUGUGGUGAGUCCCGGGAACGCCGGAAUUCCCGGCGCCAUUCCCAGAUUUUUUUUGGACCCUCCCCCUUUUCUUCCCCGUUUGACUCAUGCCUUAAAGAAGAAAAAAAAGACAAAAAAACAACAAAAAAAAAAAAAAAAAGGAGAAGGAACCACGUUUGGACUUUUUGUGGGAAUCUCUGGAUUGGGCGGGCGCUGCCCGGAUUUUGGGGGCAGAUCCCGAAUUUCGCCGCUCUGUCCCUGCUGGAAGGAGCAGAAUUCCCAAAAUCCCGGCCCGGCCGGGUCCGGGAGCCUCGGAAUGUGGAGCUCCAAGAGUUUGGGGUGCGAAACCCCCUGGAUUAUCCCAAAAACAAAAAAACCCCACAAAAUAACGCAAAGCAACCGACCGACCGGCCCGGAGAGGGCGCGAGGAGGAACUCAGGAAUUACACAGGAGGCCUUUCCCGAAUUCCCGCCGCCGAUCCCAAAUCCAAGUGCCGGAACCGUCGGGAAAAAGCAGGAACAAAAAAAAAAAAAAAAAUGGGGGGAAAACGCCGGAAUUUUCCUCUUUUCAUUUCCCCCCCCCCCUCUUCCGAUCCUUCGGGAUCCCAGGGAGGAGAAGGAGGAAAGUUGGAAUUGUUGUGGCUUUAAAAAAAAACAAAAAAAAAAGGAUUUUUUUGGGAUUGGGGGUUUUUUGGGAAGGGUGGGAAUGUUGGGGUUUUUUUUUUUUUUGUUUUUCCACAGCCAUUGCACUGCAGAAAAAAAAAACAACAAAAAUAAGAAAAAAAAUGAAAAUAAAAUAAAAAUAACUUGGGAGAGUUCAGGGAAUUCCGGACUCAGGACGACGGAUCCGGCGCCUCUCGGGAAUUCCAGAAUUCCCAACGGAGCCCGGGAGCAGGAAGAAAAAAAAUAAAAAUAAAAUAAAAGCAGGAAGAGGAGAAGGAAAAACAAAAAGCAAAAAAAAAAAAAAAAAAGCAGGAAGAGGAGAAGGAAAACGUGUAAAAAAAAAAAAAAAAACGGAUUUAAAGGAAAAAAAAAAAAAAUCAACCAGAUCCAAAUUUUAUGGAGAAAAAAAACAAAAUCGGAAGUUUCGAGGAAAAAUCGCUCAAAUUCCAGCGUGCCAAACCAUUUAAUAGAAAACAAACCCUCGGGAAGUUGGGAAUGGUUGGAAUUCUCUCCUGGAUGAAUUUGCCCCGGAGCAUGGUCCCGUUUUUUUCCAGCCGUUUUUGUUUUUGUUGGUAAUUUCGCUUCUUUUUCGUAGCAAAUCCGUAGGAAAAAUGUAAAAAAAAAAAAAGGACAAAAAACGACAAAAAAAAAAAGAGACUUUUUGAUGGGACAGCCCCAAAAAGGGGGAAUUUCUGGGGAGGAAUUUCCCAAAAAAGGAGGAACAGGAGGAAAAAUCCAACAGCAUUAAUGGGGUUGUCCCGGAGUUUUUUAUUUAUUCCAUAAUUAUGUUGAGGUUUUGUAUUAUUUUAAGCUGUUUUUUCCGUUGGUUUCUUUCCUUUUUUUCGCGUCUCCGCGUCCUGGUGGGAUUGAAAAAGAAAAAAAACCAGGAAUUUUCUCUCGGUUGAAAUCAUCAAAAAUCCGGAAAAACUUUGGAUUUUUCCGGGUGAAAAACUUUGAUUUUUUUUUUGGUUUUUUUUUAGCGCUUUUUAAACCGGUAUUUACGCUUUUCUUUGGGUUCCAAAAACCCCUUUUUCGAGGGAUUUCGAGGGAUUUGAACUCUCCCCGGUGGGAAUCCGGCAGGAAUCCAUCGGGAAAAUUGAUGGAAUUUGGGAUGGGGAGCGUGGCUUUGUACAUAGGGUGUAAAGUAGAGGGGCAAAAAAACAAAAAAAAAAAAGACAAAAAAUCCGAAAUUUGUGCCUUUAAAAAAAUUCCGAUUUCUAUAAAAAUCAGAUUUAAAAAAAAGGGUUGCAUAUAUAUAUUAUAUAUAUAUAUGAUGGAGUGCUAGAGAAAUUUAUGGAUAAUAUACAUAUUUUUUUCCAGGGGUAUCCCAUAGCUCCGUAUUUUGUUAUGGAAGUUGAAAAAAAAAAAAAACGGAAAAAAGGAAAAAAAAAAAAAGACCUGAAAAAUAAAAAGUAUUUUACCUCGAAUUCAAAACGUUAAAUAAAAACCUUUUAACAGAGA
Zonotrichia leucophrys gambelii is the source of this 4858-nucleotide messenger RNA. It is a transcript of the gene ETV3, whose product is annotated as ETS variant transcription factor 3. Gene Ontology annotation, biological process: regulation of transcription by RNA polymerase II; cell differentiation. The transcript is spliced from 5 exons. Gene Ontology annotation, molecular function: DNA-binding transcription factor activity, RNA polymerase II-specific; sequence-specific DNA binding. The record is from RefSeq and is a predicted model, not a curated record. Lineage: Eukaryota; Metazoa; Chordata; Aves; Passeriformes; Passerellidae. Gene Ontology annotation, cellular component: nucleus. Bases 338 to 1843 code for a protein of 501 amino acids.